Molecule: messenger RNA, 291 nt
Organism: Funneliformis caledonium
Lineage: Eukaryota; Fungi; Glomeromycota; Glomeromycetes; Glomerales; Glomeraceae
Source: the annotation of a GenBank genome assembly
AUGGCAUCCACCAUUGAAAUUGUGGUAAGGAGUCAUUGUUUAGACUUUCUUCUGGUCAAAGGAGAGGAUGGCAUAGGGUCAACCAGUAGUAGAAAUUUUAUACACACUGUAGAGGUAGACGCAUCAGAAGUUUUAGUAGUAGAAGCUGAACCUGAGGUUGGAAUAAGACUUGGUUCAACAGCUGGUUUAACGGGGUUGAAAAAUGGAUUAUCAUCCAAGAUUACCGCUUCAUAUCUUGAAGAAAUUUCAUUUAAAACCGAUAAAAAGACAGAGAGAUUGCUCAAACAAUGA